Messenger RNA from Pteropus alecto (black flying fox), 948 nucleotides. Its product is annotated as olfactory receptor 52L1-like. The transcript has a single exon. Lineage: Eukaryota; Metazoa; Chordata; Mammalia; Chiroptera; Pteropodidae. The record is from RefSeq and is a predicted model, not a curated record. Bases 1 to 948 code for a protein of 315 amino acids. Gene Ontology annotation, molecular function: G protein-coupled receptor activity; olfactory receptor activity. Gene Ontology annotation, cellular component: membrane. Gene Ontology annotation, biological process: G protein-coupled receptor signaling pathway.
AUGAUGGCCCUUAGUAAUUCCAGCUGGAGGCUACACCAGCCUUCUUUUUUCCUGAUUGGCAUCCCAGGUUUAGAGGAAAGCCAGCAUUGGAUAGCAUUGCCACUGUGUGUCCUUUACCUCUUUGCUCUAGUGGGAAAUGUCACCAUCCUCUUCAUCAUCUGGACUGACCCGUCCUUGCACCAGCCUAUGUGCCUUUUUCUGGCCAUGUUAUCUGGCACUGACCUGAUCCUGGCCUCUUCCAUGGCACCCAAAGCCCUUGCAGUGCUCCUGGUUCAUGCCCAUGAGAUUGGGUACACUGUCUGCCUGAUCCAGAUGUUCUUCAUCCAUGCAUUCUCUUCUAUGGAGUCAGGUAUACUGGUGGCCAUGGCUCUGGAUCGCUACGUAGCCAUAUGUUACCCUCUGCACCAUUCCAGCAUCCUGCAUCCAGGGACCAUAGGGCGCAUUGGAGUAGUGGUGCUGGUGCGAGGAUUGCUUCUCCUCCUCCCAUUCCCUAUCCUAUUGUGGAGACUUGUGUUCUGUCAGGCCACCGUCAUAGGCCAUGCAUAUUGUGAACAUAUGGCUGUGGUAAAACUUGCUUGUUCAGAAACCACAGUGAACCGAGCUUAUGGGUUGGCAGUGGCACUGCUUGUGAUUGGCAUAGAUGUCCUGGCCAUUAGUAUUUCCUAUGCCUUCAUCCUCCAGGCAGUACUGAAGGUACCAGGCACUGAGGCCCGAAUUAAGGCCUUUUACACAUGCGGGUCUCAUAUUUGUGUUGCCCUGGUCUUCUAUGUUCCUGGCAUAGUUUCUUUCCUCAAUCAUCGUUUUGGCCACCAUGUUCCCCAUCACAUUCAUGUUCUUCUGGCCAUACUUUACCUCCUUCUGCCCCCUGCACUCAAUCCUCUUGUCUAUGGGGUGAAGACUCGGCAGAUCCGCCAGCGGGUACUCAGGGUGUUUUACAUAAAAGGGUAA